GGUCGUCUUCUUUGUCAUUGAACAAAUCACCCGUCGAUCAGCUGACGGAUAUAGGUGUCGCCACAAUAUUCUAUAAAGCUCCGAAAGGAUCGUCUGGAAUUUAGUUGCAAUGUCAGUUUAGGUCGGUUAAUUUUUCCAGACGGAAAUCGAAGUUUAAAGAUCCGCACGAGCCUAGACUGGUCUGUCCACUUUUGACAGCAGCAAGCAAGAUGUCGGGAAAAGUUAAAGCCAGGACGUCAGCAAAUACCGCCGAUUCUGCCACGCAAACCGUAAAUGAAAAAAUUCUGAAAGAGUGUCAUAGUUUGUACAUUGAUCCCGAAAAUGGAUUGGUAAGAAUUGGUGAAAGUUUGGGCCUGUCAUUGUUGGCACCAAGAAAGAAAAUUACAGUUCUUCUGAUUGGGAACCAUUCUGCUGGUAAAAGUUCCUUCAUCAAUUGGUAUGUGGAGGAACAUGUUCAGAGAACUGGUGUUGCCAUAGAAACACAAGGCUUUACUUUUGUAACAAGUGGAAGAAAACGGGAAUCUUUAACAGGAAAUGCAACUCUUCAUUUAUAUCCUCAUUUUGAGCCGUUAAGACAGAUUGAUGGUGUUAUUGACUAUUUAACUACAGAAAUCUCCACAUCUAAACAGAAGAAAUUUAGUUUGGUUACGUUUGUUGAUACACCAGGAUUAGUUGACGGUGAUAUGAAAUAUCCUUUUGAUGUCAACGACUCCAUUGCUUGGCUAGGUGAUUUAGCUGAUUUGAUCUUUGUGUUUUUUGAUCCUAUUGGACAAGCUUUAUGUAAGAGAACGUUGAAUAUUGUAGAGAAAUUAAAUGAGAAACAUGCGGAGCGAAUUAGAUUUUAUUUAAGUAAAGCUGAUGAAGCUGGUCAUGAAAGUGAUAGACAGAGAGUUAUGAUGCAGAUUGUACAGGAACUAUGUAAGAGACCUGGAUUAAAUAAAACAGGAUUCGACAUGCCAACAAUCUAUGUACCUAAUAUGAACAAUAAGGGUAGUCGAUGUGCCAAUCAGAUAGAAGAAGUUUGUAAGGAUAUAGAAAAAACGAUAAAUGGUACUAUACAAACAACGCUGAAUCAGUUAGAGAAAAACUGUGAUCAGAUUGCGGAACUAGUUGAAGAUAAAUUACAGAAAAACAGUGAACAAACAUCAGCUAAUCUGCGAGCACGUGUACGAGGUUUAUGUUACAGUAUGAUUGGUAUGUUAUUACCAUUGUUAUUACUAGCAACAUUUCUGAUCUCAACCAGUCAUCAACUACUUAGUUCAGUUGUAGGAGAAUCCAUUGUUGUCACCAUGAGUGUAUAUCUGGGUCCAUUGGCAAAAGCAUGGCAAAAGAUACCAGAAGCUUAUACUAAUUAUGUUAUUAUUGGAAUUCUUAUAUUAGCUUUGAUAUUACUGGUUAUAGCCAAAUUAUCAUCAAGAACAAGUCCAACAUUAAGUAGGAAACAGAAAAGAAAUCUGUUAGAAGUUCGUGAUUAUGUUCAGGGUACUGUCAAAUCCAAAAAGCAAACUUUAUACCAGGAAUAUUUACAACAAAGUGUCGCAGAACAUGAUAUGUAAAGAAAGAAGCUAACAACAUUAUCAGUACAUCGAGUCAUCCUAACUCAUAAAUAAUUUAACAAUUCAGAACAAUUCAUUCUUUCAACAUAGCAAUUUUACUUUUAAACAGUGUGUUUCUUUUAAUCUUUGAGAAUUUAUUAAAAUUUUGAUGUUGAAACCUAUCCAUGUAUUUGAAUAGAUUGGAAUUUUUUUUUUUCAUUUUCUUCAUAAUCUAUCUCUAUACAAUCAGCAGCCCAUGUGUUAAGCCAUCAUUUCAUUUAUUAACAUGUAUACUAAGGCAGCAAAUAUUUCUCUUGUAUUCAGUUGAGUCAUCAUGUGUAUCAUGCAAUAUUAUGUCUUAUUUUAGUACUAUGCGAAAACAAAAGUAGCCUAUAUGCUCAAGAUAUCUGUAUGAAUGUAAAGUUAAAAUUGUUUCAAAAUAAUUUAAGCACAGGCUUUUCCGUAUGCUCAAUAAAACCAUUGGAGCAUGUUAAACUGAAAAAUAUAAAUAAGUAAGCAUUAAUUGGAAAUGAAAAUAUAAGGUGAAGAUGACAAGAAAAAUGCAAAUUUGUGAGGGCUAAGUAUAGUAUUUUAGUUAGCUUAGAGAUUAUUUUCAAUAGAUAAUUGCAUUUUUCGGGGUAACUAUGUGCACACCUUAAUUUCCAAUGUCUGUUCGAAAACUUAGAUGGACAGUGGUUUCAUUAACUUAAUUUUUCGUCUUUGAUCAAAAAGUAGAUUAUAGAACAUGAAACUAUUUUUCAUUCAACCUUAAUUAAAUCAUUCAUCUAUUUUACGUGCUAUCAGUAGUUUUAUGUAUAUGUAUGCAAUAUUCAUAUUUUCAUCUGUUGUGCAUGGAAUUCAUACGGAGCAUUGAAGGCGUGCGAUAGGUGCACAAUCCAUGCCAAGAUUGUCUUCCUUCGAUUGUCACGUGGCUUAUUUCCUCAAAGGCAACUUACUGGACCUGUUAUGAAUAAUCAGCAAACUUGUUUUGUUUUUUUACCGGAAUAUCAAAAUCACUGUAACUCGUGCUAAUUACUCGGAUUAUGAACCACAUGACCGAUUCUCACUAAGUUAGGAUGGUUAUUGUAGCCGACAAGCAAGUUGAUCGACUACUUAAUUAACAAGUAAUAAUUAACCCGUUGUAAUUUAGCCGAAAGUAGAUUGAUUUAUGAUACCAUAGUGACCGGUUCAUUGUUUUACUAAUCGGCUUGAUUGAACUUCAAGCAGCUAAAACAGACAAAAAACAGCUGAUUAUGAUCCCUGGUUAUGCAGUUGUUUAAAUAUUUAUCAAAUUAACCAGAGUAUGUCUGAUAUUAUUAAUUAUUAAAUGUGUUAUAAAAUAUUUGCUCAAAUUUUAUUCCAACUAUGACUGUAGAUAUUUGUUCUUAUACUAAUGAGUAAACAAUUGUACAGAUUUCAUCAUAAAUACUUUUUGUGGAAAACCGGAGUGAUAACAAUAGUCAGAACAUUUUUAUUUUGUAUUUCAUUAGAUAGAUUUACGACAGUCAUCAUCUAUAUUGUGCGCAUGCAUCCACUCAAUUGGUUGUAGGGCAGACAACUGUGUGACUCGUUUAUAUUUUUAUUUAUGAGUAUGAUAUUAGACAAAAUCCACUAUUCUGACAUAUGCACAGCAAGCAUCAGAGUUAUCUAAGAUCAGGCAUAGUGUUAUAAAAAAUCUGUUUCGAAUCCCCGGUUCUACGUGGCAAGGAGUAGGGUCGCCUGUCCAACCUCGUGGGUUUUCUCCGGGUCCUCCGGUUUCCUCCCACUGCUAAAGACCCCUACGCGCAAGCGAAUUGUGUAAAUAUAAUUAAACCUCGUUUGUGUCGAGUGGACGUUAAACCCCAUUUCUCUCUCUCUCUCUCUAUAAAAAAAUCCUAUAUGCUAAAGUGACAUGCGCAUGCACAGUCGAUAAUAGUGACUUUCAUCUGUUAAUGCAUAUUUCUGAUAGUGAUGUACAUCGUAAAAAUAAAUGGGUUGAAUCUAGUCAAUUUGUUAUUUGCUGAGAAGACUUCCAUAAGAACAUAAUUCAUUUUCAUGUUUUAUUUACUGUUUGUUUCAUAAAGCGUCCGCAAAUGAUAUAAAUUCAUAAAUAAGUACUUAUAAAAUACAAUUGUUUAAAGGGCAGCAAGUACAAAGGUGAUGGGUGUCUGGUACAGGGCUCUCAUUUCAGUUACAUCUUGACUCGAUCACUGGCUGGAGAAUUGUCAGUCAUAAAAUUAGAAUUCCAAAGAAUUUAACCAUAAAGCAUAAAUAAACUUAAAUUGUGUUAAAAUAGUUAAAAAUAUAUAUAAAACUGGGAUAAUGCUUUGAAAAAAAUAUGGUGCUCAAAUCUGAGGUGAACAAAACAUGUCAGAUAUUUUGAAAUGAAAGCCCUGGUGUGGUAGACCUUAGAUUUAAUUUCUCCAUAAUACUGUUUGUAUUUGAAGCUUUGGAAAAUUUUUAAUCUGGUACUUAUGAUAUAUUGUAAAAGUAUGAUGAGUGAUGGAUUAGAUAAUAGUUUUUUCAUAUAUUAUAUGUUAUAUUGAAUGUUAAUCUCUCUUAAAGGCAGCUAAAUGUGAGUAAGAGGUGACAUGUAUUAUUUUCGAUAUUAUUAAAGAUGUUAAUAAAGUUACUACUGCAAGAUUAA
Patella vulgata (common limpet) is the source of this 4161-nucleotide messenger RNA. RefSeq lists its product as uncharacterized. Gene Ontology annotation, molecular function: GTPase activity. The transcript is spliced from 13 exons. The record is from RefSeq and is a predicted model, not a curated record. NCBI's taxonomy places the organism in Eukaryota, Metazoa, Mollusca, Gastropoda, Patellidae. The coding region runs from base 210 to 1556 and encodes 448 amino acids.